UCGUAUAUAAAUAUAUAUGCGUACACAGUGAACCUCAUUUCCUCGAUCAUCUCAUUUCCGAGUGUUAACAGGGAAAGAGAAUAGAGUAACAUAUAUGGAAUCCCAGAAAGUAGUAGUGAACUCUGAUUUGCUUCCAGUUGGGUUUAGGUUCAUGCCAACAGAUGAAGAGCUGGUCACUCACUAUCUAAUGAACAAAGCUUGUUCCAGAGCUGUACCAGUUGCUGAUGCGAUUCAGGAGAUCAAUGCGACUCGGUUUUACAGCAACCAUCCAAAGAGUCUAGUGACGUUCUCUGAUGGAGAGAGGGAGUGGUUCUUCUUUAUUCAUGAAGACAAUGACAGUUGCAGCAGCCAUGCCCAGAGAAAAAGAAAUGUUCGAGAAGUCGGAAACGGGCUAGGGUUUUGGAAACCGAACGGAUCAGAAAACCCGAUCUACAAUGAAGAUGGAAAUGUCUUUGCCACCAAGAUCUACCUCACCUACUUCUCCGGAAGUUGUCACUCCAAUAAACCAAAGAGAACCCACUGGAAAAUGGUCGAGUACCAUUUACAGAUAAGAAGAGAAUGGGUAGUGCUGGGAAGAUUACAAAGAGGAAUGGAUUACACUGGUUUUUGAGGAUUGAUCAUUUAUUUAUUCUUUACAUUUUUGGGCGGCCAAUAGUUAUUUCAUUCAUUGAAUAAGGCUGCGAGUAUUUGUUAUUCUUUUUUAUUCCACAAAAUUUUGUCAUACGCACACAUGUAUUCCCCCAUUUGUAGGUAUAUUGUUACAAUAAACUCUUAUCGAUAGAGAAAUGAAAUUCUUUUUCGCUUCAAUAUUUCCUUUUUUCUUAUCAUGAGCUGUACGAAAUUAAGUAUUCCUAAUAUUUCAGCUGCGAUAUUGCUGUAUGAUCUUAUAUUGCUGCAAUAACAUACAAUUGGUGCCCCACCUCAGAAACACCUUCGAACCUUUGCAUGCCGAGGUUCAUGAAGAUUGCCGAGUACAAGGCCACAUAUUACAGGGAAUCCAUAUUGGCUGCUUGAAAUGCUGUACAAUCAACAAUGUAGCAAUAACAUACAAUUGGUGCCCCACCUCAGAAACACCUUCGAAC
Messenger RNA from Rosa rugosa (rugosa rose), 1082 nucleotides. RefSeq names its product NAC transcription factor 56-like. The record is from RefSeq and is a predicted model, not a curated record. The coding region runs from base 95 to 610 and encodes 171 amino acids. Lineage: Eukaryota; Viridiplantae; Streptophyta; Magnoliopsida; Rosales; Rosaceae. Gene Ontology annotation, biological process: regulation of DNA-templated transcription. The transcript has 2 exons. Gene Ontology annotation, molecular function: DNA binding.